Ciona intestinalis (vase tunicate) is the source of this 2129-nucleotide messenger RNA. The record is from RefSeq and is a predicted model, not a curated record. NCBI's taxonomy places the organism in Eukaryota, Metazoa, Chordata, Ascidiacea, Phlebobranchia, Cionidae.
AUAGGAUAAACAGGAGAAUUGUUUUCCGUCAAGUACUGACCCAGUUACAAAGCAAAAAGAAAAGAAAUCGCUUAGAUGAAUUCUUCGGGCGACUCAGACGCCGAGAGACAGCGUUUAAUUGAAACACCGAGUGUUAAUAUGAGUAACUCCGCAGUUUCAACAACAAACGCUAACCAAUCAAACAACACAACAGAUUCACCAGCAAGGAGAAUACGGGAUGAAGCAGAAGAUGCAGAAGAAGAGUUAAGAUAUGGAGCAAGCACUGUUAUAUCGUUGUUCAUCCCCGUCACACUAUGUAUGCUUGUGGUGGUAGCAACUAUAACAUCCGUGUCUUACUACACCGACCAGUCACAGCAGCAGUUUCUCGUAUACACCCCGUUCCACACAACAAAUGCAGCUCCUGCACAAGUGGUUUGGGAAUCAAUCGCAAACUCAUUGAUUAUGAUUGGAGUUAUUGUUGUAAUGACAGUGUUUCUUGUGCUGCUCUACAAAUACAGAUGUUACAAAGUAAUUCACGGGUGGUUAAUCCUCUCCACUCUUCUCCUUGUCUUUCUCUUUGCUUAUCUUUAUCUUGCUGAAGUUCUCCGAGCUUAUAAUACAGCAGUUGAUUACAUCACAGUGGUCAUUGUGUUGUGGAACUUUGGGGUGGUGGGAAUGAUUUGUAUUCAUUGGAAAGGCCCCCUUCUUCUGCAACAAGCAUAUCUAAUCAUUGUAUCAUCACUGAUGGCUUUGGUGUUCAUUAAAUACCUUCCUGAAUGGACAGCGUGGGUCAUACUUGGGUUUAUUUCAAUAUACGACCUCCUUGCUGUGCUAUGUCCUAAAGGACCUUUACGCAUGUUAGUCGAAACUGCACAAUCACGUAACGAGUCAUUGUUCCCUGCUCUUAUCUAUUCGUCUGGCAUGAUGUGGACCGUAGGAAUGGCACAAAACGCACCAGCUCCCAACCAGGUUCAUUCGGACAAUACCUCGAGCACCUCACAAGGUAGCGACACAGGAUUUGACGUGGCGUGGCAACGUAGGCAUAACAGGAACUCUGGGGAGGUUAUAAUAACUUCAAAUGAAACCCGUAACCAAGCCCGUCAGCAGUUGGGGCCACCACCGGAGGGCAGUGAAGAGGCGGAGGACAAAGGAGUGAAACUUGGGCUCGGCGAUUUCAUUUUCUACAGUGUAUUGGUUGGCAAAGCAUCAGCAACCGGGGAUUGGAACACAACCAUUGCGUGUUUUGUUGCCAUUCUUAUUGGUUUGUGUCUCACUUUGAUACUGCUUGCUAUUUAUCGCAAAGCAUUGCCUGCAUUGCCCAUUUCAAUUACAUUUGGUUUGGUCUUCUAUUUCAGCACUGAUUACGUGGUGAGACCUUACAUGGACUCCAUUAAUUCUGCUCAAGUAUAUUUAUGAACUACUAACCUACACAACUAUUUGUGCAAUGAACAAACAACUGGUUUCUGGCCAAAGUUACAGAUGUCAACUUGCCAUAAGCUUUUUAAAACCCUUGGUUGUGUGACAUCACAAAUACUGGUGUUACAUCACAAUUUGUAUUAAAUUAGUUCUAGUAUAUAGAAAGUUUUUUUAACCAAAUUCCCACUGUAAAAGUUAAACUAAAUUUCGAAUUAAUGUCAUAUUUUAGUGACAAUACAUGUAUAUUAUAAUGUUAAUAUGAAUUAGAAUGAUUUAGUGUUACUGGCCUUUACUAUUUACUUUGAUAUAUUAGCAGUAUGUACUUUUAUCAAGAUUUUGAUUCUAAAUUAGUAACAUAGUGGGGUGGGGGAAGAUGGGACACCUUUAGCACAUAAUAUUCAAACAUCUUGAUCUUUGAAUGUUCUUUUUUUACUACCAAAUGGGACGAGAAGAUAGAAUGAAAAUGUGUCCCGUCUUCCCCUACCCUGCUAUAUUAAAAAGUGAACCAGAAUUUUGUGGGUAAAUUGAAAUAAUGAAAUUUGGUUGAGUUUUUUUGGUAUUUUUUUUCUUUUUAACUGAAUUUUGUUGCUUGGUUUGGUAAUUUUUAUUUUUAAAUCUCAAAAUUCUGCAGUGUUUAUGCACACAACUUUAAAAAGCCUUAAAAUCUAUUUAAAUUUUGUAAUUGCCAUCGUCACCUUGUUUACACUGUCGUAAUAAAAACAAAGUUGUCAAAU